AUGGCAAAACAUGGCGGCCGUGAAGCACAAGAGGCACCUGAAGGCCAAAUGGAACCCAAGGUGAAAGAGGAGGCAAGCGCAGAUGACGAUGAGGAAGGCGAAGAGGAAGAGGCUGAGGAGGAGGAGGACCCCGAGGUGGACAUGGAGGCCAUCGCCCAGAGGGCGGUGGACCACGCCCUGAAGCUGGCGGCAAGGAAGUCUGAGGCCAUCAAGCUGGACACGGGUCUUCGAGAGGAGGAGCUCUACCUGCCAGCGCCGGAAGCUUUCAACACCGCAUCCUUGCCAGGCCGCUUUCAGCACUCCACGGCGGACCUGUGCCGCCAGAGCGCGGUGCAGGCACCGAAUAUUUCGCCGCGGGCUGAGCGCGAGCAGCGGGGCGCGCCGGUGCGGCCGGUGGAUGAUGCGAAGGAAAGAAGGGCCGAGCUGCGGCGCCAGAAGGAGGAAAAGCUGGACAAAUGGUUCGGCCUCCCGAAGCACAAGAUGACCCCAGAGCUUGAGAAGGAGCUGAAAGCCCUGCGGCUGCGUGCAAACUUCGACCCAAAGAGGUUCUACAAGGCCAACGACCGGCAGGAGUUGCCCAAGUACUUCACCAUUGCCACGGAGGUGGGCGGCGGCAUGGCGCCGGUGGGCCUGAACACCAAGACCCAGGAGGUGUCCGCUCACAGCGGCCGUAGCUUUCUGGACACCUUGAUCCGAGAUGAGAAAGUGCAGGAGUGGACCCAGAAGAAGCUUGCGGAGCGCAGGGACAAAGACAUCGCGGCCGUGCACAGCGGCCACGGGAAGCGCGGCCGCGACGCCAACUCCACACGCCGGGGCGGCGCAUGGAAGAAGCGGAGGAAGGGAUGA
Molecule: messenger RNA, 846 nt
Organism: Effrenium voratum
Lineage: Eukaryota; Dinophyceae; Suessiales; Symbiodiniaceae
Source: the annotation of a GenBank genome assembly